This is a messenger RNA of Epinephelus moara (kelp grouper), 3044 nucleotides long. Its product is annotated as properdin-like. The record is from RefSeq and is a predicted model, not a curated record. Bases 90 to 1814 code for a protein of 574 amino acids. The transcript is spliced from 11 exons. Lineage: Eukaryota; Metazoa; Chordata; Actinopteri; Perciformes; Serranidae.
GGGUCGGACAGUCGGAGAGGGGACGGCUGCUCAGACAGAAGUUAGAGGGAACGAGUGAGGACGUCUUGACGUGUUUCAGCUGCAGCAGGAUGGAGGUCCUGACGGUUCUGAGGGUUCUGCUGCUCCUGGUUCUGGUCCUGGGUUCUGUGCAGCGCUCUGGGUGUGUGCGGUGUUUUGCACGGUUCGACGGUGUCCAGGGUCGAUGUGAUGAAGAGCUCGGUGAGGUGGAUGAAGACAACUGCUGUCAGAACACUCAGUAUGGUUACCAGGCAACAGACGGAGUGUGUCGGUCCUGUGGUCCUCCGGUGUGGUCUCCCUGGUCGCCGUGGUCACAGUGUAACGUCCAGUGUGGGGAGGGAGUGACGCAGAGGAGCAGAACAUGUUACGGUAUCGGCCAAUCAGAGUGUGAGAACCCUACGAACAAACUGGAGACAAAACCCUGUAACAACACCUGCUGCGACGGUAAGGGGUGGGGCCCGUGGCUCACCUGGUCGCCCUGCUCAGUGACCUGUGGAGGGGGCGGAGUCAGGAAGAGAGCCAGAGUCUGCUCCAGUCCUCCUGAGUGUCGUGCGACCUGCAGCGGUCCUUCAGAGGAGACAGAGAAAUGUUCAACACAAACCACCUGUCCAGUUCAUGGUGGUUGGUCCGGUUGGUCCGAUUGGAUUCAGUGUUCUGGUUCAUGUAUCAGUGGCCAAGGUGCUGAUGUCAUCAUUCCCUCCAGAGUGCGAUAUCGUUCUUGUUCGAGCCCCACCCCUUCCAACGACACAGUGCCACUCGGCAACGAUUGCCCCGGAGACGAGUUCCAAUCACAGGACUGCAGCGAACUCCCCAACUGUCCAGUGGAUGGCAGCUGGGGGGCAUGGUCUCCACCUGGGCCGUGUUCCGUCUCCUGUGGGGAGGGGCUUCGGCUAUCUAUCAGGAAGUGUGAUAAGCCUGCCCCUCAAUAUGGCGGUCGAGUCUGUGACGGGCUGAGCACUCGGAGCAGCGUCUGUCAGAGUUUCUGUCCCGUCGACGGGUUCUGGUCCGGUUGGUCCAGUUGGAGUGAGUGUUCUUCUUCCUGUAUCCCACAAGGACGAGCUCCCACGAGAUCUCGCCACCGCUCCUGUUCCAACCCCGCCCCCUCAACCAGCCCACCUGGCAAAGGUUGCCGUGGUGACAACAGCGAUACAGAGAACUGCAACCACCUGCCUCACUGCCCAGUGAACGGAGGUUGGGGGUCUUGGUCCUCCUUCUCUUCCUGUCCUGUCACCUGUGGAGUGGGGCUUCAGGUGUCCGUCAGGAGAUGCGACAGCCCAGCCCCAAAACAUGGCGGCCAGUCAUGUCCUGGAGAGGGACGUCGUACAAGCAUCUGUAAGACCAACGUCCACUGUCCAGUGGACGGGACAUGGUCAGAGUGGUCGGAAUGGAAACCAUGUAAAUUCCCGUUUGGUGGGCGAGACAUCCGCUGUAAGAAGAUCGGUGGCAGUCAGACUCGAGAGCGUGAAUGUCUUCAUCGAGCUCACAAUGGAUCCAUCUGCAGCGAGGGCUCCCUGACCGAGAGGCGGGUCUGCUAUGAUGUCAGCAGAUGUUACCCGAAGGGCACCUGGGAUGGCUGGGAGCCAUGGAGUCUGUGUAAUCCUCCCUGUGGAUCAAACUCCAGACGCAUCAGGAAGAGACGCUGUACACCUGAUUACAGCAACUACAGUCCUACCAUUGGUCGUCUGAAGGAGCCAGCAAUAUUCUUUGGAAAUCCACAUGCCGACUGUGGCUCACCACCUGAGGGUGGACAGAAGAUUGAAAUUCAGCCCUGUGUCAACGUUCCCGCCUGCACCUGAACACCUGCUCGCCUACGACUUUAACAACACCAACAUAUCCUGUUCUUCACUUAGUUUAAUAAUGACAUAUAUCUCACCAAUUAGUUUACCAACAUCAACAUAUCAGCUCAUCACUGAGUUUAACAACACAAAUAUAUCCAUCUCAUUGAUGAGUUGAACAUCACCAACGUAUCUAACUCAUCGAUGACAAACACUGUAGUUACUACCACUUAUCACUUAUUUACGUACAUUACUUGAGUAAAUGUACUCUCCACCACUGUUAAAAUGUCUAGCUUUGAACUGACAGGUGUUCCUAAUAUUUUGUCCACCCAACUGAAACCAGUGUGGACAGACAAUCAUUUAGAAACACCCAACAGAUGACUCACCGCUGAAUUAAACAACAUCACUCAUCCUUAAAGUUUUGUUAAUAAAGAAAACAGUCUGCGGCUGUUUACAGUCACGCUCUUGCUGUCAGAGUUGGAGCGUGCUCAGUUGAUUGUCACCAUAGAAACCCCAACAAACAAACAACAGCUUCAAUCUUCAGUUCCAGUUUGUUCUUCUGUCACUGAACGGUUCGUCCGUCUGAAGAUCUCAGAUAGAAAUGUGUUGUACUGCUUUGUUCUCUUAAAGCUGUGUUUUUAGUUUCAGUGUACAUUUAUCCUACGCUGGAUUUUUGUUACAUUAAUCUCAGUUUAUUAUAUUUCAUGUUUUAUAUUCUUAUAUUUUUUCAUGUACAUUUUUAAAUUUUCUUUGCAUUUUAUAAAAGUUUGUGUGUAUCUUAGUCUCCCCUUAAUCUGUGGAGGUCCAUCAGGCUCCAGAGGUGUUUGCUUGGAGCAGUUUGGGUCAGUUAAUCUCUAAAACCCUGAAAAUCAAACAGUUUCAUUACUUAUACUUUAUGUUUGUGUGCAUGACAGGUUGAUGCACACGCUCCAGGUGACAUUUUCCACCUUUAUAUUGUGUUUUGUCCUUUGUUUGGGGACAGAUCAGGAUAUCCCCUGUCAUUCUGUCUCUGACUCAAAGUUAUUAGAUCAACUUGUGGCUUCAUUGUCUGAUUUCAUCUUCAUCGAUCAAGUUGAGUCAAACUUUAUUUGUAGAGCACAUUUAAAAACCACCACAGCUGACCCAAGUGCCGUGUCAACUUCAGCCUGUUACAUGCAUUGUCUGUUUUCAAAAUACACUUCUGUUUUCACAGGAAAUGUACAGUUUGAUACAGUCUCUUUCAAAAUAAAAGCACUAAGUCAGUACAACACU